Molecule: messenger RNA, 276 nt
Organism: Dentiscutata erythropus
Lineage: Eukaryota; Fungi; Glomeromycota; Glomeromycetes; Diversisporales; Gigasporaceae
Source: the annotation of a GenBank genome assembly
CACUAGCAAUUGAACGAGCUGUUGCUAUUGAUUCAGUCUUAAGGGCAAGCAAAAUUUGUCAAAAAGUUUUUCAAAACCUUGCGACGAGUGAUACUGUUAUUAAGAAGGAUAGAUCACCUGUUACGGUUGCUGAUUUUAGUGCUCAAGCAGUGAUAAGCAAAAUUUUAUAUGAAUAUUUUCCAAAUGAUCCUAUUGAUAACGGAAAAGAACUGAGAAAUAAAGUCUUAUCAUUGGCUAACACUGUACUAGAUACUCCCUUGAAUGAUAAUGAGGCUG